Gymnodraco acuticeps is the source of this 1410-nucleotide messenger RNA. It is a transcript of the gene polr1c, whose product is annotated as RNA polymerase I and III subunit C. Gene Ontology annotation, cellular component: RNA polymerase III complex; RNA polymerase I complex. Gene Ontology annotation, molecular function: DNA binding; protein dimerization activity. Gene Ontology annotation, biological process: DNA-templated transcription. The transcript is spliced from 9 exons. NCBI's taxonomy places the organism in Eukaryota, Metazoa, Chordata, Actinopteri, Perciformes, Bathydraconidae. The record is from RefSeq and is a predicted model, not a curated record. Bases 98 to 1153 code for a protein of 351 amino acids.
UUUGGGAUUGGGGCCGAUGUUUAGUUUGGUCCUGCCUCCGUCCCUAUAGUGACGCGUCACUGAGCAAGGGGGCGGAGCAGAGUUGGCUACAGGCAAGAUGGCGGCGACCAUGAGCAACGUGGAAGAAAUACGGACUCGAGCUGUACUGGGGGAAUUCGGUGUGAAAAAUGUCCAUUCGUCAGAUUUCCCUGGCAACUACCCUGGCUAUGAUGACACUUGGAAUAUGCAGACAUUUCAAAAGAACUUCAGGAUUGACAUAGUGAAUCUGGAGGAGAACAGCAUGGAGUUUGAUAUGGUGGGGAUAGAUGCAGCCAUCGCCAACGCCUUCAGAAGGAUCUUGUUGGCAGAGGUGCCUACCAUGGCCAUAGAGAAGGUGUUUAUCUAUAACAACACAUCCAUCGUCCAGGAUGAAGUCCUGGCCCACAGAUUAGGCCUCGUCCCCAUCAAAGCGGAUCCCCGCCUGUUUGAGUACAGGGACGCUGGUGAAGAGUCUGCAGAGGAACAAGGUUCAGAAAUAGACACAAUUCAGCUGCAGCUAAAGAUCAAAUGCAGUAGGAACCCCCGAGCCACCAAAGACUCCUCUGACCCCCGAGAGCUGUAUCUGAACCACAUGGUUUACUCCAGCGACAUCACGUGGGUCCCCAUUGGGAACCAGGCGGACGUGUUUGCAGACUCUGUCAUCAGACCGGUGCACGACGACAUCCUGAUCGCUCAGCUGCGGCCCGGCCAGGAGCUGGACAUCAUCAUGCACUGCGUUAAGGGCAUCGGUCAGGACCAUGCUAAGUUCUCUCCGGUGGCCACAGCCAGUUACCGGCUGCUGCCAGAGAUCACCCUGCUGGAGCCGGUGGAGGGGGAGAAGGCCGAGCGCCUCAAACGCUGCUUCUCACGAGGAGUCAUAGACAUAGAAGAUGUGAACGGGACAAAUGUUGCAAAGGUAGUGAACAGUCGCUUGGACACAUGCAGCAGGGAAGUGAUCCGUCAUGAUGACCUGAAGAAUGUGGUGAAGCUGGCCAGACUGAGAGAUCAUUUCAUCUUCACAGUGGAGUCCACCGGCAUCCUGCCCCCCGACGUGCUGGUCACAGAGGCCAUCAAAGUCCUCAUGACCAAGUGUCAGAGGUUCCUCAGUGAGCUGGACUCUCCGAGUGUGGAAUGAAGUCCUGACUGAGCAUGCUCAGAACCACCAAGGAGGAAACCCCCCCCCCCCCCCGGCUGUCUGGACUGCCGCCCCUCAAUGGCUCUGUGGGAAUGUGGCUGUAUUGAUAAAACCCAAACUGAACUUAUAGAAAGCAGAUGUUGUUACGGUGGUUAGACUUGCUUGUAAGUAUGUAUAUACCACUGUCUCUAGACUGUUGAACACGCUCUUGAUUUUGCAUAUUAAACAUGACAUCUCCGAUAAUAUCCACAUAUUCA